Molecule: messenger RNA, 760 nt
Organism: Anopheles bellator
Lineage: Eukaryota; Metazoa; Arthropoda; Insecta; Diptera; Culicidae
Product: mpv17-like protein 2
Exons: 1
Coding region: 115-693 (192 amino acids)
Biological process (GO): mitochondrial ribosome assembly
Cellular component (GO): membrane; cytoplasm
Source: RefSeq, a predicted model, not a curated record
GUAGGGUUAUCGUUCAGGGGAUCAUCGGCAGCACGGUCAGCGGAGGUUGUUUAUCUAAUUUUAAGUAGUGCCAUGGUCAUUUACGUACCCUAACACCUGUGCUGCGGCCACCCAAUGAGCAGCGUAGUGAGCUGGCUGCGAAGUGCCACCAAGACUGCGUUCAGCAAAAAAUACCUGCUACUCACGAAUGUGGCCAUAUCGAUCAGUCUGUCCGGCGUUGGUGAUAUAAUCGAGCAGCACUAUGAAAUCUACACGGACCAACAGGACCGCUGGGAUCGCCAGCGCACACGCCACAUGUCGAUUUCGGGUAUGACGGUCGGUGUGUUCUGCCACAACUGGUACAACUUUAUGGACCGUCGAUUCCCGGGCCGCAGCUUGGGGCUCGUACUGAAAAAGGUGCUGAUCGACCAGACCGUCGCCUCACCGAUUGUGAUAUUUCUUUUCUUCGCCACACUCGGCGUGCUGCGGCGCUCUUCCUUGGACGGGAUGUGCCACGAGAUGCGCGAAAAGUUUCUACGCCUGUACACCGCAGAGUGGGUGGUGUGGCCACCGGCGCAGAUUGUGAACUUUUACCUUCUACCGACCAAGUACCGUGUGCUGUACGAUAAUACCAUUUCACUUGGGUAUGACGUGUACACAAGCUACGUUAUCAACGAUGAGAGUUCAAAGGACGACUCGGAAGAACACGACUAGUCAACGGCUUGCCUCCACUUUUUAAAGGAAACAAUAAUGUAAAGUAAGCAAUAAAAUAUACGGUGGU